This is a messenger RNA of Plodia interpunctella (Indianmeal moth), 3722 nucleotides long. RefSeq names its product Squamous cell carcinoma-related oncogene 4 (gene SCCRO4). Lineage: Eukaryota; Metazoa; Arthropoda; Insecta; Lepidoptera; Pyralidae. The transcript has 8 exons. Gene Ontology annotation, molecular function: cullin family protein binding; ubiquitin-like protein binding; ubiquitin conjugating enzyme binding. The record is from RefSeq and is a predicted model, not a curated record. Bases 281 to 1027 code for a protein of 248 amino acids. Gene Ontology annotation, biological process: protein neddylation. Gene Ontology annotation, cellular component: ubiquitin ligase complex.
UUCGUUUUGAGUUUUCUCAGCCGCUGUGUCCGCUGUUUGGUUUUACAAUUUUGUCCAUAAUUCCUUUUAUUUCUUGAUUGAAUACGUUGAACAGUGUUGAUUUAUCAAAAUCUACUGCUUAGUAUAUUUAUUAACAACAUUUUAGCUCUAGGUUAAUAUCGACCUGUCAGAAGACAUUUUCCCGUCAAGCUGCUCUCGCAAAUUUCGCAAAAUAGGAGACGAAAACCCCUUUAAGUUUUCUAAUUUUAUAUCGAAUCUGCCACCAAUCGGUGGUGGAGCGAUGCCUCGCUGCAGUAAACGCACUCGAAGCGGCGCACCCACGAAUGAGGUGCUGCCGGGAGCGACUGCUAUAGACGACCAUCACCAUCACAAGAGAUCUAGAAAUAGCAGUUCUCGACGACAUUCCAAAUCAGAAGACACCAGUUUCAGUGCAAAGAAAUGUUUAACUUGGUUCAAAGAAUACACUACGGUUACAGAGCCAGAUGUCUUAGGUCCAGAAGGUAUGGAAAAGUUUUGCGAAGACUUAGGAGUAGACCCGGAGAAUGUAGUAAUGUUGGUGAUAGCAUAUAAAAUGGGCGCCAAACAAAUGGGCUAUUUUACGCAAGAAGAAUGGCUUAAAGGUUUGACCGAGCUGCAGUGUGACAGUGCGCAAAAACUCCAGAACAAAUUAGAUUAUUUACGGAAUUUACUAAAUGACCCCUAUGUAUUUAAGGCCGUAUACCGAUAUUCUUAUGACUUUGCUAGGGACAAGGACCAGCGGUCGCUGGACACAGGCACGGCGCGGGCGCUGCUGGGCGUGCUGCUGCCGCGCUGGCCGCUGCGGCCGGCGCUGGCCGACUUCCUGCAGCGCGAGCGUCGCUACCGCGUCGUCAACCGCGACCAGUGGUGCAACAUCCUGGAGUUCAGCCGGACCGUGGACGCGCAGCUCACCGCCUACGACGCGGACGGCGCCUGGCCAGUGAUGCUGGACGAGUUCGUGGAAUGGCUUCGGGCUUCGCGCGGCGACGCCGUCCCGCCCGCCAGCUGAGGCCGCCACAGGUACUCCCGGGGGCACUCACACACACAACACACACACACUACACGACGGAUCAGCGAACAGCUUUCACACGAUUGUUGACUCGACGUCCUAGCUUGUUACGGCCCCACCCAGCUAAAUAACAUUUUAAUUUGAUUUAAGAGCGAAUGUUAGUGGAUUGUUUUUAUAUCUAUUGUAUCAUCAGGGAUCGCGACGUCAAAUUCAUUUAUUUGCCGUCUAUGAUUAAUAUUACAUUACAAAGGGCGAAGUGCGGGUUUGCGUUUCACUUCUCACUAUCGAGUCGGUUCGAAGUGAGACGCAGCGAACCAACAACAUUGCGGUGUGGUUGUCGCUGCGACACAAUGGCGCACUGUGAUUGGUUAUCUGGGUCUCACUGCGAAUCGACUUGAUAGUGAGGUGUAAAUAGCAAAGUAACACUACGCAAAAUGAGACGGAAUAAUUUCACUUGAUACCUCUUUUUGGCGAUGUUUGUACGAUACGAAAACACCUCGACACUAGCAAUUAUUUAGGUAUUUAAAAUACGUAAUCUUUGGAAGAAAACCUUUGCCCAAUAGUGGAAGGAAUAUGUUUUAAAAAAACCUCGACAUUACCAUAUUACCUUUUCUUUUUUUUUUUUGUUUUUCUAAUGAAAUAUAAACUAUUAAAAUCAAAAAUGACUUACCGUUUUUAAGUGCUUAAACAAAUGUGGUAUAUGCACGUUCUUUACGUCAUACACAGGAAAUUAUAUUUAAUACAUAGUUUGAUAUCUAUCUAAUAAAUUAACUCUGGAGUAUUAACUUGUGCUGAAAACUCAUAAUAUUGCAUACUUUGCACAAUUCUCAUAUAUUAUCCGAUCCCCUAUUAUAUUCAUUGUAAUGAGAUUUCAAUAAAUCUAGAAAUGAAAUCCUGAUAUAUAAACAGCAGAGCGGCGUUUGUAUGUAUUUCUGUUAUUCAAUUUGAUUUAUAUUUAUUUCAUUGUUAGAUAAAUACAUAUGUGAUGUGAAGAAGUGGCACAACAAAAUUCACUGCUGCUUUUUCUUCAAAUUAUAAAUUAUAAUAGUUGUGAGCUUAAGAGUGCCCUUUAAAAUACUUGACGUUGACAACAAAUUGGCGAACUGAUGAAACAGUAGUGGUUCAGUGCUCAAGACUUGCUUGUGAUCGAAAAGUUCCAGGUUCAAAUCCUACUCGUGCCACGCGUCUACUGCCACAAGAUUUCGUAUUUAAUGAUAUUAUUUUAUUCGUAUAAAACUUGAAUAAAAUAAUACCAGUGGUAGCAAUAACACUCGAAGAGUCUCAUAUCAACUCUAUUAUAGCUCGCUCUCGUGUUGUCAAUGUAAAAUACGUCAUACAAAGGUCGCUCCAAGGUUCAAUUUUCAACGAACGUUAUUUUGCCGGGUGGGAGCGGUGUCGAAUAAGUUGGCUAAGAACAAAGCUGAAUACACAUCAUCGUAAGGCAGGAUAUUUUUACCUUAAAACGGAUACGCACCAUUGGUAUAUUCUCUGUCCACUAAAAUAGUUUUAACUGCAAUGGAACCGGGUGUGCCCUAAAUGUUUCAGUUAUAUAAGAUCUGUGUAUGAACAUUUGAUUAACACCUUUCAUAACACAAACAUUAAAGAUAAUAAUGUGCAGUCUGUCUUUAAAGAGUAGAAAGAAUAUAAAUGAAAGCGUUGUCUCCUGUUGGCUGGCAGCACUGGGUUUUUAUCUGGGUUUUAACCAAUCUCGACAAUUUGAUUUGUUAUUGCAAUGACAUAAACUGACAUAGUUCGUUAAAAAUACCCUCUACUCUUUAAAAACAGACUAUAUAUCUAUUUAUCUCUACGCGAGAAACACGGUAUUCAAAACGGUGUUUAUUAUAAUAUUUACGACUGUUACAAGCAGAACAUUAAGCCUACUACAGUAUUUGACUCGUACGCCAGUUUUCGUAAAGUGAUGAUGAUUCGUGAUGUGAUGUUCGACGGGUAACAACAGUAUCUUAUGGUCGAUGUUUAGUAUUUACUCAUCGAAAAGUUGGGUUUGUGCCCAACUGUUUGGGUAAAACCGGACAAACACCGGCCGCAUACCCGUUACGCCAAUUUCUGUAAUUUGCUAAUCAAUAACUAUUUAGAUCAAAAAUAAAAAAGCACACAAAACAGCCCUCCAUAAGAACCUUCACCCGUGAAACGACACAGAUAUUAUGUGGUAAAAUAUAUGUUUUUCGUUGGGGUAGACAGAGCCUUUGAAUUGAAUGGACACCUUUUUUCCUUCACCAUGAUUUACGUUAAGCGCCCUUUACUGGAAUACUAAACGUUGCAGAUAUUGUGUCAUAAAUGGAUUGAUUGAAAUUUACCAGUUAAUGUCUAUGGCACUUUGGAUGUAAAAUUGUAAGGGGAUCCUGGGAGAAAUGUAUAAGUUAAAACAAAGAAUAAAGAUGCACACGGCAUAGUGUGAAAUAUUUCUAUACAACUGUGAAUUUCUUUGGGCAUCUAGUGGUGGUUUUGUUAAUUUCCUACCUGGCCAAGUAUUCAGACGGACUGGCCAAGCAAGCAAUUGCAGUUAGGUAAACUUUGGAACCAUCUUGCAUGCGAAUAUUUGGAAGUAUUUUUAAAAAGAUAACAAAGAUAUUUUCAGUAUUCUUGCUAUCUCUGUCUCUCUACAUAAAAAGGAAGAAAUGAUAAUUUAUUCGAACAAAAGGAUUAUCUACUUGCGUUUUAGUAGUAUAAAUAAAAA